This is a messenger RNA of Salmo salar (Atlantic salmon), 3488 nucleotides long. RefSeq names its product adhesion G protein-coupled receptor E5. Gene Ontology annotation, molecular function: G protein-coupled receptor activity. Gene Ontology annotation, biological process: adenylate cyclase-activating G protein-coupled receptor signaling pathway. Gene Ontology annotation, cellular component: plasma membrane. The record is from RefSeq and is a predicted model, not a curated record. NCBI's taxonomy places the organism in Eukaryota, Metazoa, Chordata, Actinopteri, Salmoniformes, Salmonidae.
AACAUAUCAUUACUGAGUCUGUUUAAAAGCUAUAUAUUAUAUGUAUGUGUGCAGUUCAACCUUUCUUUUAUGUCUUCAUUUAGCGCUUCUCAAGGACUAUGGUCAUGGAGAGCCACAGGAAGGUGGGGCUGAAGCUAAGAUAUCGACGAGUGCAGUAAAAACUCAGUCAUCUGUGUGGACAAUUCAUCUUGUUACAAAAGUAAGGAUGGCUACAGCUGUGGGUGUAAUACUGGGUUUGACGACUUUACUGGUGCCACACGACAAUGCUUGGACAUAGACGAAUGUGCUACGUUUCCAGAGAUUUGUGGGAAAUGGAGAACCUGUCUUAAUCAGGUGGGUAGCUACCUGUGCCAGUGUCUCAAUGGAUUUAGGAACUCUAGCGACGGAAAAACUCUGUGUGUAGACAUUGACGAGUGUAGUACAGACGGAGUAUGUGGAAAGAGGGGCAUCUGUCAAAACCUGAUUGGCAGUUACUGGUGCGAGUGUCCUGCUGGAUUUACUAACUUUGGCAAAAACCAAAAUAAGUGUGUAGAGCUUAAUUGUGAUCAGUACGAAACACAGCCUGGACAGACUCUACCAGGCUUUGAUAGUUUCUUGUCUCUGUUGAGAAACAACUGUUUGGUGUUGAACAACUCUACGUUGUCUGGACCUACAGGACCGCUGUCAACUGGAGAUAUGCUUUUGACAUUACUGGUUAAUACCACUGAUGUUCUUCAACUGGACCUCCAGUCCAAUGGUCACCGUAGUAGCAGUGAAGUGACUAAGUUACUGAAGACCAUUGAAAUCUCGAUCAGACUGAUCGCUCCACUGCUGACAGAGAACAUGACCAGGAUAGAGACCAACCACACAGAGGUUGAGAUUAUGGUGAGGAGAGACAAGACUCCACCUGAAGGACCAGUCAGCCUGACCAAUGAGAACACGCAACUUGACACCACCUGGGAGACGGUGAUUGGAGAUGACCUGAAUUACCAAGGGUUUGCGUUUGUUGUUCUGCUCAGCAAUAAGAAUCUGGAUAGUCUGAAGGACAACACUUCUCAUCAGAGCCAGCAGCUCAUGUCCAGUGCUUCGACGGUGUUCGUUAGCAACUCCAACACAACAAACCUGCCCGACCUGAUUAAUCUCACCUUCAAUCACCUGCAGUCCAGUGAUGUUGACCCCACCUGUGUUUAUUGGUCGGAUGAGAAUGGACCGGGGGUGUGGUCUGGGCGGGGUUGCACCUCAGUGAUGUCAAACUCCACCCACACUGUGUGCUCUUGCAACCAUCUCAGCACAUUCGCUCUGGUGAACAUAAUCAGUACGGAAAAGGGAAGCGGCAGCUGUCGUUGGUGAUGUGGGGGGGUGUUUUUGUGGCACUGACCUGUGUGGUCCUGUCCCUGAUCACAACCCUGUGGUGUCGCUUUGCCAGCCGCAAACGCCGUGGAGGAAACCGGCUGAAACAGGAUGAACAACUCAAUAGAAAAUAAGACAUGGAUUUUAAUUAUUUGUGUUCUAAGAAAAGCUUUACUUGGAAUGAAUUUGUAACAUUGUCUCUUGGCUUGCAAGGCCUUCCACAUGCCAGCAUUUUUUAUUUAAUUAGAAGUGAAAGUAAUAUUUUUCCUGUUUAUUUUACAGUGCUUGAGAAGGUAUUUAAAUCCAAAAAUCAUCUCGCUAUUAUUUCCUCCAUUCUGAUAUAAAUAUCUAAAUUUGAGUUGUCCCUUUCUUCAAAAAUAAGCACGACAUCAUCCUGAAAGUAAAAUGAAUUUGAUCAUUGCUCACCCAAAACCUUGUUUUCUUUUGCCUCUCAUUAGGCUGACAGAACUGCCCACAUGGUGUAAAGACUUCAAAACUGACUUAAAGGGCCAAUGCAGUCAAGAACAUGAUUUCCUGAUUUUUAUGUAUAUUUAAACACUUUGAGGUUGGAAUAAGACUGCGAAAUUGUGGACAUUAUGAUAAUGCCCUUUUAGUGUAAGAGCUGUUUGAAAUGUUUGGUGGGAUGGAAUUUUGGCUUGCUGGUGACAUCACCAGGCAGUAAAUUAGUUAAUAGAGCAAUAAGAAAGAGCGUUCCAAACCUGGGCUGUAUCAUAAACAUUCCCCAUCCCCCCCAAAAUAAGCUUUUUGGUCUUAAUUUAAGGUUAGGGUUAGGCAUAUGGUUAGCCGUGUGCUUACGUUUUGGGUUAGGUUUCAAAUCAAAUUUUAAUUAAGAAGAGACAUUUUAGAAAUAAGCGGGGCUUAUGACUUUGUGGCUGUAGUAACUAGUGAUGACAAGUGCACAGAGAGAGAGAGCUUUGUCAGGAAGACUUCACGUUUUGUGUCAGCCAGACUAGAGAAAUGUAUGUCUGCCCUGAAACUUACUGUUGAUCAUCAUGAAGGAACAUAGUGUGAGUGAUAUUAAUAUCGUAAAUCUAAAGUCUCCCACCAUUUGAUCAUAGUUGCGUCUUAAUUUUCCAACAGGCUGUUUAUCACACAAAUGCAUUUGCCAUCAUUAUCAUGACUUUGAUAUCUCUCAUUAGCUCUUGAAACUUCUCUCUUCAUUGGUUAAUCGACCUAUCUUUUGAGCUAACAUAAAUUUAGAUAAUGUAGCCUUUCAAUGUAUUAGGAUGCUUCGGCUAUGGAGGGAGAAUUCAUCAGGAAAAUGAUUGAUUUCAUGGACAAAUAGUCCCACCACCACUUGAAGAAAAACCCAGAAACCCUCUUCAUUUGUGUAAUCAGAAAGACACACUAAAUGUUAAGCAUUCAAACCCCUUCCCCGUCAAUGCUGAUAGAGCAAGUGAGAAAGUGAAAGUUACAGGAAAUGCUGCUGCAGUGACUUUUAAAAUUUGCAUAAAGGUCAGACAUCUUCAAAAGAAAUCAAGAGCAAGACAUUUUGAAAAGGAGAGAAAAAGAUAAGUAGCAGUGCUUCAGAGUGAAAUAUUGAUUCUAAAUCUACUUUUGGUAAGGCAGCUGGUUUAUGUGGCCCUGUUGAUAAGAGUCUAUACUGUGCAUGUUGGUGUUUUAGAUCAAUGUGUCCUCUUAUGUCUGAUCUUGGAUACAGACCCUCUACACUAGAGUCUAAUUCAGGGAUGGAACUCAUGGACGUGGCCUACGCAAAACUAGACAAAUCAACCUGAUGUGAAUUGCGAUGCAAAUGGUCUUCUCAUGCUACCCAGUCAGUUCCUCUUUGUUUUCGACUUGCAAGAAAAUGCCGAUGCAAGUUAUGGGGAAAUAAUUUUACUUCCCUGCGCUAACCACAUCCGUGAGGUCUCCAAAUUAUUCUUUAGAACAAAAACCAAGCUGACAUGUGACAUUAACUCACCAGCUGUCAGAGAUCAUGGGAGACAUUCUAUUUCUACUGAUUGUGGGUCGGUCAAUUUUCUGCUUUUUAUUUGACCAACACAUCAUCAUUGAAAUGUCCUUGUUUUUGAAAGAAAAACACAUUUUUUGUCCAUUAAAAUAACAUCAAAUUGAUCAGUAAUACAGUGUAGACAUUGUUAAUGUUGUAAAUGACUAUAGUACCUAGAAACGGCUUAUUU